AUGCCAACAGACGAUCAAAUGCCAGAAAGACGCCGAGAGCCGCACGUAACCCAGGGCCAUCGAGAAUCGUUGAACAUUUUACACGAAAUGUGCACGAUUAUGAAUAUUCAUUUCACUCGCAGCCAGCUAGCAAUAUGCAUAUCGCUGAUUGAAGAUGGAGUCGAUCCCGAGGCCUUAGUUACUGUGGCCAGGGUUUUGAUGGAUGAAUAUCCGAAGGAAGAAAAAGAUUCUAAUGGAGAGGGAGAUAUUGAUGCGAAGUCGGUUCUGCAUCAAAACAGCCCACCAAGAUGCGUACUACUGCACACAACAACCAACACCAUCAACACCAAGUUCAACUCAAGCGCCUUCCUCGAUCGAGGAUUCAGUUCACAGCCAUGGGAUCUCGAUGGAUUAACAACUCAGUGCAAUCGCGAAAGCACCGCAAAGAUACCCGAUCGCGAAUUCAAUAAUCUUCUCAUGGAGAUUGCUUCAGCAGGUCAAACGGAUAUUCUUUUUGAGCGUACAGUUGAAAGCGUUAUAGCAAAAAAGCUUGCAGAAUUCCGCUCGAGGUUUGAGGAACAGUCAUUCGAUCUGAUGCUUUCUGGCCCCCAGCUUUUCGACGACGAAUCUAAGCAAUUCCCUUAUCUAUCAGCCCUCAAUCAAACGCACAUUAUCUUCUAUUUCGAGUCGUUCAUCUCAAUAUGUCUCCCGGAGCCCUUAAAUGGAUUGAAGAUAAAUUAA
Sclerotinia borealis F-4128 is the source of this 720-nucleotide messenger RNA. The record is from the annotation of a GenBank genome assembly. NCBI's taxonomy places the organism in Eukaryota, Fungi, Ascomycota, Leotiomycetes, Helotiales, Sclerotiniaceae.